Silurus meridionalis is the source of this 1468-nucleotide messenger RNA. RefSeq names its product claudin 1 (gene cldn1). The transcript is spliced from 4 exons. NCBI's taxonomy places the organism in Eukaryota, Metazoa, Chordata, Actinopteri, Siluriformes, Siluridae. Gene Ontology annotation, molecular function: structural molecule activity. Bases 149 to 784 code for a protein of 211 amino acids. Gene Ontology annotation, cellular component: bicellular tight junction; plasma membrane. Gene Ontology annotation, biological process: bicellular tight junction assembly; cell adhesion. The record is from RefSeq and is a predicted model, not a curated record.
CUCUCUCUCUCUCUCUCUCUCUCUCUCUCUCUCUCUCUCUCUCUGUCUCUUUGUCCUUCUGUCCCUCUCUUCAUUUCUCUUUUUCAAUCACUCUAUUUCCAGUGUGUCUUUUCUUGCUGUAAGUGGAAACUCCUCAGUGAGAGCAGACAUGGCCAGUGGAGGGAUGCAGCUCGUCGGCUUCUCGUUGGCAUUUCUGGGCUUCGUGGGUUUGAUCAUCUCCACCACCAUGACGGAGUGGAAAAUGUCCUCGUACGCAGGGGACAACAUUAUAACAGCUCAGGCCGUGUAUGAGGGACUGUGGCAGAGCUGCGUCUACCAGAGCACCGGCCAGUUACAGUGCAAAGUCUUCGACUCGCUCCUGCAGCUUCCCAUGGAGGUCCAGGCGGCUCGGGGCUUCAUGCUGUCUGGGAUCCUACUGUGUGGCAUUGCCGUGAUGGUGGCCUCGGUAGGGAUGAAGUGCACCAAGUGCCUGGAGGAUGACAUUGAGCUCAAAAACAAGGUGGCUGUGGCAGGAGGAGCCGUGUUCGUCAUCGCCGGAAUCUGUGCUUUCGUUGCUACGAUCUGGUACGGAGAUAACAUCAGACGUCAGUUCUUUAACCCCUUUACGCCGACUAAUGCAAAGUACGAGUUUGGUAAAGCUCUGUAUAUCGGAUGGGGAGCGUGUGCCCUCACGGUGAUUGGAGGAAGCCUGCUGUGCUGUAACUGCGGCAAGAGUUCAGGAGGAACAGCGGCUCGUUACCCGGCAGCCCGACCGACCCAGCCCUCUCAGCCCGGCUACGUCUAACCGUACACAGCCGUGUCUCACAACAAUCAAGGCUUAGUUUUCAAACAAACACACAAUUAUCAAGAACAUCAAACCGGAAAUCCUUGUUAUAAUUGAUUGAUUGUUUAGAAUGAUGCACCAUAUGGACAAAAGCGUGUGUAUAACAUUGCUUAUUGAACAUCCCAUUCAUUAUUUAGUCCCCAUUUAUUCUCUGUUUUAAUGAGCGCCACUCUUCUGGGAAGAUGUUCCACUAGAUUUUGUUGAGAUUUGAGUAAGAUCUCAUUUAGACACCUGUGUGUUAAAGUCAGGUACUGAUGUAGGUGAGCUGAGGAGGUCUGGGUUGCAGUUCACAUUCAUCAUGUUUAGGGUUGGAGCUCUUUAGCAGGAAAUCUUCCACAUCUUCCAACCCAAAGCUGGAUGUGUGCACAGGGGCAUCAUCGUGCGGGAAUAGGUUCGGGUCUCCUAUUUUGCAAGAAAUGAAAAUUUCCUUCUACCACAUCAAUGUUUUAUACAGUUGUGCACCUCCAACUUUGUGGAGAAAAAAACAUAUAUGGGGUGAAAAAGUCAGGUGUCGUGAUACUUUUAUCCAUAUAGGGUAUCGUUUAGAGAAUCUUCUUUCUGUAGAAUUGUAACGUUUUCCACGAACGUGAUUUUUAUGUAUAAACAAUACAAAAUAAAACAAGAAAAAAAACUUUUUUAUGAAAA